AUGAAUACAAAUAGUGAAAACUUUAAGUCAAGUCCUACCCCAAAAAUAUUCGAUCAAGAAAAUAAUAAAGUUGAAGAUGCAUUUCUAGCUUUUUUUGACGAUGUUGGAGGACCAGAAAUGGCACAAUUCUUUAGUAAUAUUAGUAACGAUCAUUUUAGAACAAAAAAGGUAGAUGAAAGUGAAGAGUAUAUUAGUGAAGAGAAUUAUGAGGAAACUAAUGAAGAAAAUUUAGAAGAAAGUAGUAAAAAAAUGGAUUUUGAUUAUGAAGAGGAUAGAGGUAUUAUUUCAUCUAAAAUAUCUAAAAAAGUAAAGCAUUAUAUUAUCCUUUUUUUUAAAGAAAAUUAUAUCACAGUUUCUAGAGCAAUCGAAGUUUUAAUUAAUAAUAAUAAGAAAGACUUUCAUAAUAUUUGUUCCAUAAUGACUCUAAACCCGAUAAUAUUGAAGACGGAAGCUUGCAACAAAGCAAGUACUCGAAGAUUAUGGAAUUUAAUCGGGAAUUGGGAAAUAAAUCCAAAAUGCUUAAAUAAUGUUGGUGAUAAUUGUGAAAAACUUCAAGUGUGCGAUUUUCAUUUCAAUAUGGAUCAGAGAUCGGAUUUUCAUAGAACAGGAUUAAAAAAUGAAGUUGAUAUUUCUUCGACAAUAAUUUCAUUUAAAAACUGCCUUUUCUGUAAUCAAAAUUAUCAUGUGUUUACUAGGGGGGUUAAUUGUAAAACUCAUGCUUGGAGGAUAUUAGGAAAAGACAUUCUAUUUCCUUGUCUUGCAUUAUACACUUGUAAAAUAUUAGAUACACAUGAAUCAAUCAUUUGUGAAAAAUUAAACGUAGAGAAAAAUUAUUAUCUUCCAAGUUAUAUUUGUCAAGCUUGUAUCAACAAUAAUGGUGGUCAUAUUUAUAUACCUCCAGGACAAGGAAAGAUGAUGUUAGGUUGUGAAUUAGAACAUAAAAAUGAAACAAGUUCAGGAUUACACAUUAUUGGAAAUUGGAUUUUAGAUGUAGCGGCCUCAUCGGAAGAAGAAUUAAAACAUGAUUUGCUUAUUAAAUUAACACAUUCCUUGACUGUUUAUUGGCAAAAGAAUCAACCAUUAAAUAAUCUUUUACAUCAAAGUUCAACCAUUCCCCCUAGUGUCUUUAUAAUAAACACUUGCUUAAAACUUGGAAAAGCAGAAAAUUUAACAAAAAAAGGCUAUCUAAAAUAA
Racocetra persica is the source of this 1194-nucleotide messenger RNA. The record is from the annotation of a GenBank genome assembly. NCBI's taxonomy places the organism in Eukaryota, Fungi, Glomeromycota, Glomeromycetes, Diversisporales, Gigasporaceae.